Messenger RNA from Saxophila tyrrhenica, 1194 nucleotides. RefSeq lists its product as uncharacterized. Gene Ontology annotation, molecular function: FAD binding. The record is from RefSeq and is a predicted model, not a curated record. The transcript has 3 exons. Lineage: Eukaryota; Fungi; Ascomycota; Dothideomycetes; Mycosphaerellales; Extremaceae. Bases 1 to 1194 code for a protein of 397 amino acids.
AUGACUUCCACGCACGGCAACGGAGAAGACCGACCACAACCUCCCCAAUCCACAUCUUCAUUCGCGGAUGGUGUCAAACCUUUGAACAUCUUCAUCGUCGGCGGCUCCCUCGCAGGCCUCUUCUGCGGCAUUCUCCUCAAACGCCAGGGCCACAACGUCCACAUCCUCGAGUCCGCUUCCUCUUCAGCCCGCGAAGGCCAGGCUGCCGGCAUUGGGCUCGCGGCGGAUAUUAAACGGUUUUUUGACCAGCAUGACCGGCUCAAGCACAUCCCGUUGGGCACGCCGGUCAAUGAGAUCCAGAUCCUGGACGCCGACUUGAAGCCGGCGACGAUCAUCAACGUGCCGUAUGAGAUGACGACUUGGGAUGCCGCCUACUACCGUCUCCGCGCUAACUUCGACGGGCUGGUGAGUCCGUACUGCCCGGACCCGCCGCCUACGGAGCCCGGGGAGGGCGAAGCAACCUACGCCACCAACAUCAAAGUCCUCAGCGUGCAACCCUCCACCACCGCCUCCACCACCCUAACCCUCUCCGCCACCGACCUCUCAACCUCUAAGCCGGUCACGUACACCGCAACCCACGUCAUCGCAGCCGACGGCGCCAACUCCACCCUCCGCUCCUCCCUGUACCCCAACCUCCAGCGCCACGAACCCGGCUACCUCAUCUGGCGCGGCGUCGUGCCCUGCGCCUCCCUCACACCCUCCCUCGUCGCCCGCAUCGCCGACAAAGCUUUACUCUACCCAAUGAACAAAUCGUACGUAAUGCUCUACACCAUCCCCGGCGCCCACGGCAGCCUCGCUCCGCAGAAACGCGCGGUCAAUUUCGCUUGGUACGAUUACCCUCCCCCCUCCGUCCCUGUCUCGUCUAUCCUCACCGAUACGGCCGGGCAUACGCACCGCACCACUUUGCCUAAAGGCGCCAUGCGCCCCGAGAUCUGGUCCGCGCAACUCGCCCGCGCGAGGGAGAUGUUCCACCCGGACCUCCUCGAGAUACCCGAGAAGUUGAAGGAACCUUUCGUUUCGGUAAUAGCGAGUCUGAUGUCGCCUGCGGCGACGGCGUAUGAGGGGCGGAUGUUUUUUGUGGGCGAUGCGUUGGUGUUGUUGCAGCCGAACAGUGGGAAGGGGACGAAUCAUGCUGCUGUGGUGAAAUGGCCUUUAAGGGACGUUUCGCCUGCUAAAGCUUUCGGACUGGUCUAG